AUGGACGCUGUGGAGCUUGAUGGCAAUGCGGAUGCUGUGGAGUUCUGCCCGGUUCGUUCCCACUCUCACGCGCUCGCGGCCGCGACCUACAAUCUCGUGGAAGCGACGCCGGAAUCGCCAGCGCGGCGGCUGGGGAGCGUGAGCCUGUUUGAGGUAAUCGCGGAUCCAAACCCUCGCCUCCGCCUCGUCGAUCGCAAGAAAACGAGUGGAGUGUUUGAUAUCAGGUGGAGGCCUUCGAAUCAAGGGAACGAUGCGGUCCUUGCUCAAGCUGGAGCUGAUGGCGUGCUCACAAUGUACGCAUUGCAAGAGGAUUCGAAUUCGCUCGAGAAAUUCACGGAGCUGGAAGUGUGUGACUCCGCGAUGUGCCUCUCCGUGGAUUGGAACCCAUUCGCUACUUCGAGCCAGCAAGAACUCGUCGUGAGUCACUCGAAUGGCUCCAUUUCGUUGGUGUCCAUGUCCCGGGAGCGCCUGGAGCUGGACAGGAGCUGGGAAGCUCACGGGUUUGAGGCUUGGACGGCAACUUACGACGCUUGGAUCCAGGGGCUGGUCUACACAGGUGGUGACGAUUCACAGUUUUGCGGAUGGGAUCUCCGAGCAAGCCUUGAUUCUCCGGUUUUUCGCGACGCCAAGUCCCAUGAGAUGGGAGUUUGCUGCGUCCAGAGCAAUCCCCUGUGGGAGAACGUUGUGGCGACUGGAAGCUACGAUGAGAGGCUUCGACUGUGGGACGCGAGGAUGGCUCACAGGCCUUUCGCGACGCACAAGAUCGGGCUUGGCGGUGGAGUUUGGAGGCUCAAGUGGCAUCCGGUGGACAAAGGGACGCUGGUUGCCGCUUGCAUGCACAGUGGCUUCGCGAUUGUGGCUGUGGACGAGCAGCGAGACGUCGGUGUUGGGGUGGUGAAGGAGUACAAAGAGCACAAGUCUCUCGCGUAUGGGGUUGAUUGGUCCAAGAACAACGAGUCACUCCCGCUCGUUGCGUCGUGCUCGUUCUACGAUAAUGCACUUCAUCUCUGGAAAUCAUAACAACAUUGAUAUACUAUCGCGUUGUUUAACAUUAAUAACAGGAGUCUCAACAAAAUGGUUUAGCUGCAAUAUUUCCUCGGUUUUCUACGUUUCAAGAUUAUUGUCUCAUCACAUGAUUUAAAGGGAAUCGGCAGCUCCAGCA
Selaginella moellendorffii is the source of this 1162-nucleotide messenger RNA. RefSeq names its product diphthine methyltransferase. The transcript has 2 exons. NCBI's taxonomy places the organism in Eukaryota, Viridiplantae, Streptophyta, Lycopodiopsida, Selaginellales, Selaginellaceae. The record is from RefSeq and is a predicted model, not a curated record. The coding region runs from base 1 to 1020 and encodes 339 amino acids. Gene Ontology annotation, molecular function: protein binding.